CACCAGGAAACGCGAUCAAGGCACGCACAGAGGCCAGUGGCCUAGGAGCAGAAUGGGACGGCUCCAGUCGCCCAGAAGCCUCCCACCAGAACAGACAUGGAAAUUUUAGUCGCCCUCGGAGGGUUGGCGUUGGCCACCCUGUUAAUUAUCCGAAACAUCUGCCGGCGAAGCAGACGACGGACCAGAGUCAACAAAAUCAUGGUGUACGUAGAAGGCAACAUCGGAGUAGGAAAGACCACUUUAUUGCAAAAACUGGCAGAAAAAGGGUACCCAGUGGUUCAAGAACCUGUGAAACUUUGGACCGACUGCAACGGAGUGAACUUCUUGGUUCUGUACUCGAAGGACCUACCGAAAUGGGCUUUCACUUUCCAAACGUUAGCCUUGUUUUCAAUCUGGCACGAGCAAGCGGAGGCCUGUGGCGACCAACCUAUAAUAAUCAUGGAAAGAUCGGUCCACAGUGUGGUGAAAAUGUUCGCCCUCAAUCAAUUCAAGAACGGAUUCCUCAGCCUACCGCAGUACUUAUUACUGGAGAAGCUAUCUCAGAUGCUGUCAGGAAGAUUUAAAAGAAGAGAAGUGUUCAUCUACCUACACACCACAGCUGAGGAAGCACAUCACAGAAUGAAGCUCAGAGCCCGUUCCGAAGAAGCCGGAUUGUCACUGCAGUAUUUUCAACAACUUCAGGAGAUUCUUCUUGGCUGGAUGACUAAGGAAGAAAAACUGCAAUUGGUGGUCAACGCGUCUCAAGGGCCCCAGGAAGUCUUCCGAGUAGUGGAGCGGUUCCAGCAGACCUGACAGCGGUGUAUGUGGACGGAACAACGGCAGAGAGCAUCCCCAA
Messenger RNA from Thrips palmi, 835 nucleotides. Its product is annotated as deoxynucleoside kinase-like. Gene Ontology annotation, cellular component: cytoplasm. NCBI's taxonomy places the organism in Eukaryota, Metazoa, Arthropoda, Insecta, Thysanoptera, Thripidae. Bases 97 to 792 code for a protein of 231 amino acids. The transcript has a single exon. The record is from RefSeq and is a predicted model, not a curated record. Gene Ontology annotation, molecular function: deoxynucleoside kinase activity.